Molecule: messenger RNA, 4808 nt
Organism: Chionomys nivalis (European snow vole)
Lineage: Eukaryota; Metazoa; Chordata; Mammalia; Rodentia; Cricetidae
Gene: Stimate
Product: STIM activating enhancer
Exons: 8
Coding region: 122-1006 (294 amino acids)
Biological process (GO): activation of store-operated calcium channel activity
Cellular component (GO): membrane; cortical endoplasmic reticulum
Molecular function (GO): calcium channel regulator activity
Source: RefSeq, a predicted model, not a curated record
GCCGGGGCGGCCGCGGGCUGAGGUACCGGUUCCCAGCUCCAGGUCCCGGGUCGCGGCUGGGUGGCGCGGCCCGGGCUGCAGCGAGGCCGGGCGGCCCCUCGCGCCCUGCCGCCAGGCCGCCAUGCAAGGCUCGGGAGGGAACGUGAGCCGCGGACUGCCGGGAGGGCCGGCCUCCACGGUCGCGUCCGGGGCGGGCCGCUGUGAGAGCGGCGCGCUCAUGCACAGUUUCGGCAUCUUCCUGCAGGGGCUGCUCGGCGUCGUGGCCUUCAGCACAUUGAUGCUUAAACGCUUCCGAGAACCAAAGCAUGAAAGACGACCAUGGAGAAUAUGGUUUUUAGACACUUCCAAACAAGCCAUAGGGAUGCUGUUCAUCCACUUUGCAAAUGUGUACCUAGCAGAUCUCACUGAAGAGGACCCUUGUUCACUGUACCUCAUCAACUUUCUUCUGGACGCCACUGUAGGCAUGCUUCUCAUUUAUGUGGGCGUACGCGCUGUCAGUGUCUUGGUGGAGUGGCAGCAGUGGGAAUCCCUGCGUUUUGGAGAAUAUGGAGACCCUCUGCAGUGUGGGGCCUGGGUGGGGCAGUGUGCCCUUUACAUCGUGAUCAUGAUCUUUGAAAAGUCUGUCGUCUUCAUCGUCCUUCUCAUACUCCAGUGGAAAAAGGUGGCCCUAUUGAAUCCAAUUGAAAACCCAGACCUGAAGCUGGCCAUCGUCAUGCUGAUUGUCCCCUUCUUUGUCAAUGCUUUCAUGUUCUGGGUAGUAGACAAUUUCCUCAUGAGAAAGGGGAAGACGAAAGCUAAGCUAGAAGAAAGAGGAGCCAACCAGGACUCAAGGAAUGGGAGCAAAGUUCGCUACCGAAGGGCAGCAUCCCAUGAGGAGUCUGAGUCUGAGGUCCUGAUCUCAGCUGAUGACGAAAUGGAGGAGUCUGAGGCCGAGGAGGAUCUCCGCAGACUGACCCCCCUCAAACCUGUGAAGAAGAAGAAGCACCGCUUUGGGCUACCUGUAUGACACAUUCCCACGCUGCGGAUGACAGUCAUGGGGCCCAGUCCUGCAGCAGCACCCUUCCCUCUCUCUACCCUCCUCUCUACCUCCUCUCCUCUUGCUGUCUCUGCCCGCUCUCUGCCCGCCCCAGACUACUGUGACUGAAAAGAGGGAAGAGGAACCGUGCCCGAGGGGGCUGUGGGCAGCUGGAGGUCCCGCUCAGUUGCACUACAAACACUGACCAAAUAUGCAAGCGAAGAGCUGUGUUUGUUGUCGUCCCUUUGGGGUGCUGUGAGACCCCUGUCCUGUGUCUGACCCGGGGGCAUGGUGGAAGAAAACAGAGCACACACAGACUGCCGGGCCCUUGUGCCGAGGCUUGGGCCUUGUGGACUUGUGAUGGCUUGGGGUUAACAGCCGCUGGUUGACCCAAGUUGGAAUAGGAAUGCUUUGUUACUCAAAAGGCUUUUGUAACUCUUUAUUUCUAAAGCCAGUUUUAUGAGCUGUGACAGUGUUACUGUUUUUUGAGUAUGUGUUUAUUUCCUACAAAGUAUCUAUGGGUCUAAUGGGCAUCAGAUUUUUAAGUCUUCCGUAUGCUGUUUGACUUUUAUAUUUUUAAGUUAUAUUUUCAUACUACUGUAUUUAAAGCUCUUUUUACUCCCCAAUGGAUUUCUUUGCCUUUCAUGGGGUAUGAGCUGGUUGGGAGGCGGGUAAAAGUCCGUAGUUUUUCAGCCGGGGUGUUGUUAGGUAACAUGUGAUGACGAGAUGAAGGAUCUAAGGGAAGGGUAGACAACCUUUAUCUGUGGUUAGAAAUCCAUUGUGCUGAGGUCAGACCUGAGCAGGAGACAGCUGUUCCGAACGGAUCUGUGUGCUCCCGUGUGUGGGAACAGAGCCCUGCCAGGGCGUACAGGCUGGCAUGUCAGAGGCUUUGGUUAAACUUGAUUAAGGAGGGAGCUCAAGAGUUAGACAUUUGUGUCUGGGGGACUCGGGACCACCAGGCUACUCCUCCUUCAGAGCCUCCCAGGAGCAGACAUGAGAAUGGUUCCAGCCUCUGCUUCCAGUGCAGCAGCUCGCAGAGCCAAUCUUUGCCUUGGUGCCUGUCACCAGCUGUCACCUGCUUGCUCGCUCAGCUGUCUGGGGAACUCUACCUAGCCAGAAAAGCCUGUUGUCAUGUCUUCUAAAGUUGUGAAGUAGCAGGGGCAGAGCAGAUACCACGAGAGCUAUUGUCUUACUGUGGAGAGAGUAUGAGUUAUUUCUAGACUGUGGCUCCUCCUUGGUGGUUACACCCACUUCUCAGCCGGGCCACAGUUUAUCUGGUGGUACAGGCUGACUUGGCAGUCUUCUGUAGAAGCGGCCGAGUGGAGCUGUCUGGUGGCUUGUCAGCCCAACAGUCAGGCCCCUCACUACUUCAUGGUGUGGCGAUCACAGAGGAGGAGACUCCUCAGACUCUUGUAAACCUACGUAAGAAUGUGUUUUGCUUAAGCAUCUGGGAUCUAAAUAUGCUUGUGGCGUAUGACCCAAGCCCUUAUCCAGGGUACCUAGGGCCGUCCUCUGCCACUUGAAGUCUUACUUGUCCUAGACAAAGGGUAUACUCUGAGGUGUCUCUCUCAGCUCAUCUUCUAGUCCAAGCACCACUGAGAAAGGAGAGGUUGCCGUUGGAGGCUUUACACCAUUGGCCUGUGAAAUGGAUUGGUCAGGCCCUGCGCUGUUCCUCUUUCCUUUCCAUCCUAUAACCACGGUCACUCCCUUCCCCUUCUCUAGGAAGGUUCCACGGAGUGUUGUGGGUAAAGUACAGCUCGAACUCCUGACGAGGUAGAUGGUCAGUUCCUGGUGGUGCUGCUGAUGUUAUCCUCACACCCCCUCCUGUAUCACUGUGCUAGAGAUAACCUGUGCUGCCCCGACCCCUGCCAUCCUUCCGGAGCUCAGGGCUGGAACCUCAUUUUCAGAUUUGAGCACCUCGGGUUUGCAGAGCAGCCAGAGGUGAGGGAACCACUGCAAAGGAUGGGAACUCCAGUUGCAUAGGCCUCGCAGAGGUGAUUCGUAAGGUCCUUGCAAGUACAGGGCCUGAGGGACAGAAGAGUGGAGUGAAUAGGUACUUCUGUGUCCUGAUUUUCACUAAGGGCUCUAGUCUCUGAGCUGAAGCUGUGCAGCUGACCCAGCAGGAAAGGAGUUCCGACAGGGAUCUGAUACCGGCCCCUGUCUGUGUGCAGGUUUGGUGUGUCUUUACUCCUCCCCUCUUCCAGUGUGGAUGUGUGCAUGCACAUAUCAGCAUAAACAGACACUCACACAGUUCUGCAUCCCUCAGGAGAGCCCCCUGGGUCAGUAAGGCCUUCCUGUUACUGUGGUGCACUGCCUCACCAGAGUGGAUGUAGAGGGCUGUGGUCGAGACAUCUUCUGAGCUGUCCUCCCUCCCUGGAAUGAGUGUGCCCAUCACUUGUUCCAAGGUGCCUUAUGAGGUGGGACCCUUUACUGGCUAAUGGCAGGCAUCACCAAGCUAGGAGAAAUAAAAAUGGAGUACUCUCAUAGCUAUGGUGUGCCAUCAGUCUGAUUCAUCCAAACUGGUAUCCUUGCCAAGCUGCUCUUGGUGGAAGCUUGCAAGCCAAGGCACUGAGUUUUUGUAGCCAACUGAAGUAAACCGAUGAGAGAGAGCCGGCACCCAACUCAGAGAUGGUGGUUAAUUUUUUUUUCAUUCCAUUUGGCUGUUGGUGGGACUUUGAUAAAGGUAAGAAUGACUGGUGAGAUCCUAUGUGAUGGUGACUUCUCAGUCUGUGUGCCGGAAGAUGUGUCAGAGAGGAGCCUGUGGCCCCUCGACCCUGAAGCAUGUUGGUAGCUUCCUGCCUCAAACUUUAAACUGUGAACUACCAGGCAACAAGGAGCCGUGUAUUCACAUCCCUUCUCGUGCCUCUUUCCUCAGGGAAAACAAAAAAGCUCAAAUUCAAGUUGUACCUUCCCUUUGGCAGCACAGGCUACUGCUCAGGGUCCACAUCUGAAAAGUGCCCUGGUCUAUGGCCGUACCACCCUGAAAAUGUCCGAUCUCAUCUGAAAGGUGCCCCAAGACCCUUCCUGCCAGGCAGCCACCACUUUGUAGAAUGUGAGCUAGCUCUUAUAUGAGUGGUUCUCAACCUUCUUAAUGCUGCAACCCUUUAAUGCAGUUUCCCAUGUUGUGGUGACCCCCAACCAUUAGAAUUAUUAGAAUUAUUGCUGCUUCAUAACUACAAUACUGCUACUGUUAUGAAUUGCAAUGUAAAGAUCUGUGUUUUCAGAUGGUCUUAGGUGACUCAUGGAAAGGGUCACACGACCCCCAGGUUGAGUAUCACUGUCUUAAAUGAAGUUUCACACAGUGAGAGACUUGUUUCCAGUGAGGGACCUGUGGUCAGCCUUGCUUUGAACAGCCUGAGUUCUGAGUGGGUAAGUGGAUUGGUUGGUUGCCUGGCUUGGUUCUUAACUUUUCUUCCCAUAGUAUUUAUUAGAGGUCAGAGCUGUAAGAAGAAAACCAUUGCCACCUCAGCUGCCUGCCCGGUGGGAUGUGUCAUCACUGGUGUUGGGAGUCACAGAAACGCGCGUUUCAGAUGGAAGGGAAGAUGGUGGACUUGUAAACUGGUCUACAAUAAAGUGUCACAUUGCAUUACAUUAAAAAGAAGAAGAAAGAAAGAAACCAUCAUUUUUGUGGUCCUUGGUGUUGUAUCCUCUAGAACUGAAAUACCUCAUUGGGCUAAAAAACCUUUUACUGUAUCAUGGCAGCUGUGGAGUCAAAUCUGCAAGGAAACAAGCCAAACAUAAUCUGUCUUCCCUCCUGAUGAGUGUCUUAGUCAGUUUGCCUCCUAGUGCUGUG